GAAGUCAGCUCUAGAAAUGAAAAAAAAAUAUAUAUAUAUGUUAAUUAGUAAUGUUUAUACGAUGACAAUUAACAUUCUUAUAUACGAGUAUCGUUAUCAGUGAUGCCUGAAGGUAAUAUGAAAAGCAACAAAACAGAAUGAUUCCAGUAAAGAAUUGACUUUCGGAAAGUAAGUUUCGAAGACAAGUGGAUAAAGCUAACGAGAGAAUAUUAAUUAUUCUAAUUCUUUUUCGACGGUAUUAAGCGUUACCGAAUCUUGUAAGAUAUUUGAAAUUUUAAGAUUUUUAAUAGUGCGAGAAUAUGAAUAAGGACGCAACUUGCCCGAAGCAGAAUCCUAAGGAGACUGCGAAUAUCUUUAGUCGUAUAUUUCUCUGGUGGACGCUAGACUUAUUUAUAAAAGGUGCGAAGACUGAUUUGGACGAAUCUGACAUUUAUCAACCUUUAAAAGAAGAUGAAUCUGAAAAAGUCACAGAUCAUCUCGAAAAAUACUGGAAUCGCGAAUUGGAAAAGCUAAAGAAUUUGGAAUUUACUGUGAGCAAAGACGGACAGAAAGUGCCGUUGAAAAAGAAUGCUCGUCCAAGGCUGUACAAGGCACUUUUCCGCGCCUUCUGGUUGCCAUAUGCCAUGAUCGGAAUUUUCUUAUUUAGCCAGGUAUGCGUGUUGCGCCUUUUCAUACCGAUUCUGCAGGGUUGGAUCAUUAACUACUUCAGCAGUGAAUCGAAAUCGACGGAGCAGAAAAACGAAACAAUGAUUUAUAUUGCCUGUUUAGUCUUUUGCAGUUUCAUUAACUCUAUAUCGGCAAAUCACAUCCAAUUAAUGUCGCAACAAGUCGGCAUGAGAUUACGUGUUGCCUGCAGUUCCCUCAUUUACAGGAAGACAUUGCGGUUAAAUCAAACAUCUUUAAGCCAAACUGGUGCUGGACAGAUUGUAAAUCUUCUCAGCAACGACGUCAAUCGUUUCGAUCUAUUAACAAUGUUUCUGAAUUAUAUAUGGCUUAUGCCUAUUCAGAUUUUAAUCGUGGGAUACAUAAUGUGGCAAAAAAUCGGUAUCUCUUUUCUUGUUAGCAUCGGAUUACUGUUGAUUAUCUGCUUACCGAUUCAGGGAACCUUCAGUGUGUUAAGUCGUGACAUUAGAGCUAAGAUCGCGCCAUUAACUGAUCGAAGGGUGCAGUUGAUGAAUGAGCUAAUAGCCGGGAUACAGGUGAUAAAAAUGUAUGCCUGGGAAAAACCAUUCAGCAAGAUUGUAUCGAUGACGAGAGCGCUGGAAAUCAAGAAGAUUAAAUUCUCGUCAUACGUGCGGGCUGCAUAUCUGGCCAUUAUAGUGUUUACCGAGAGGCUUCUCCUUUACUUUACCUUAAUGACGUUCGUAUUAUUGGGAAAUAAUAUGAGCGCAGAUGUGACUUAUGUUCUGGCGACAUAUUUCAAUAUUCUACAACUCACCGCGGCUUGUUUCUUCCCGCAAGCCAUUAUAAUAUUAGGCGAAACGAUGGUGUCUUUGAAUCGAUUGGAGGAUCUUUUAAUGAUGGACGAAGUGAAUAUGGAACACUUCAAGGAAACAUCGCAUUUGCAAAUUAAAGAUAAAAAAUUCAACAAAGUGGUCGCUAUGAAUAAUCAAGCGGACAUCUUCAACAAUAAAACUUCCGAGCAAGAAUCCUACUCCAACUGUCCAGUUUGCGUGAAGCUUUAUCACGUCUCAGCAAACUGGAUCACCGGUCAACUGCCACCGACAUUGUGCAACAUUUCAACGAUUAUUGAGCCGGGCAAGCUGUGUGCCCUGGUCGGUCCAGUGGGAUCUGGCAAAUCUUCCGUGCUUCAUCUGCUGCUAAAAGAGCUGAACCCCGGUGCAGGUUCCGUUAUUUUCACGCAAGACUCGUCGCAAAAUAUUUUUCGCAAUAAAAUGCUUAGCGGUUAUCUCAUGGACAACCCAAAUCUGCGGAUCUCCUACGCUGGACAAGAACCCUGGCUCUUCGGAAGCACCGUGAAGGACAAUAUUUUAUUCGGUCAAGCCUUCAACAGGGUCAGAUACGCUGAGGUGACAAAAGUAUGCGCAUUGAUUAAGGACUUCCAACAGUUUGCGCAGGGAGAUAUGACGAUAGUUGGUGACAGGGGAGUGUCCCUUUCUGGAGGUCAAAGGGCACGAAUCAAUCUCGCGAGGGCGGUUUACAGGCAAGCUGAUCUUUAUUUGCUCGACGAUCCUUUGAGCGCGGUGGACACUCAUGUCGCCAAACAUUUGUACAAAAAAUGUAUCACCGAGUAUCUCCGCGAAAAGACGAGGAUUCUUGUCACCCAUCAAUUGCAAUUUCUAAAACGUGCAGACCACAUUAUCGUGCUGGACCGGGGUUUCGUAAAAAUGCAAGGAAGCUAUAAAGACCUGGUAGAAUCAAACAAAGAUUUUAUUGAGAUGAUGGAUAACUUAGCGGCAAGCCAUGAAACUCAAAAGCAAGAGGACAACGCGAGAAGAAUCUCGGAAAUGUCUUCGAGCAACGUGAUAUUUAGACGUCCUUCGCAAUUAUCGGUCACAAGCUCUGUCGUUUGUUCGGAAGUCAUCGAUUCGGACUACAUGGAAAACAAUCAGGAAGGUGAAGCGAUGCUGAGUGGUCGAGUAUCCGGCAAAGUGUACAGAGAAUAUUUGCAUUACGGCGGCAACUACUUUGUUCUAUUUCUGCUGUUGUUUAUAUUCAUCAUCAGCCAGAUAGCUACCACUGGCAACGAUUACUGGGUUUCGUACUGGACUAAUAUGGAGCAGUUGAGGCAAAGCAUAGGCACUCCCGACGCCGAAAAGAUCAGUGAAAAAUACAUGUAUAUGCGCAACGACAGUUUCCUGGCGUCGAUCUUUACGUUAAAUUCUGACGGUCUGAUUAGCACCGUAGAUGCUAUAUACGUUUAUACAGCCUGUAUUCUCAUUUGCACCGUCACUACGCUGCUCCGCAGUUUCCUCUUUAUGAAGAUCUGCAUGAACUCGAGCAUCAAUCUGCACAACACUAUGUUUUCCAAUCUAUUGCAAGCGCGCAUGUCCUUCUUCCAUACUAAUCCUUCCGGACGAAUAUUAAACAGAUUUUCAAAGGACAUUGGCACAAUAGACGAACUGCUACCCAAAAUAUUGUUAGAAGCACUUCAACUGAAUACCGUUUUAAUUGCUAUAUUAAUUAUGGAUGUCAUACUUAAUAAAUGGAUGAUAAUAUCGAUAGUAAUAGUGGCUAUUUCAUUUAUUCUGAUGACAAAAUUCUAUCUCAGAACCGCUCAAAGCAUGAAACGCCUCGAAGGAAUAACCAAGAGCCCGUUGUUUUCACACAUAAACGCCACAUUAAAUGGUUUGCCGACAAUCAGGAGCCACGGUGCUGCUAUCGAAAAAAUGAUGCGAAAAGAAUUCGACGCGUUGCAAAAUACUCACAGCGGUGCGUGGUAUCAAAUUUUGGCAUGCACGACUGUCUUCGGUCUCAUUCUGGACACAAUCGCGUGCUUAUUGAUCGUCAGUCUCUGUUAUUCUUUCAUACUGAUAGAUGAAACUGACAAUGUAUCCGGCGGCGACGUAGGUCUGGCAAUUUCUCAAUCACUGAUUCUGACCGGCGCUCUGCAAUAUGGCGUUAGACAGAUAGCCGAGACUUUCUCGUUGAUGACGUCUGUAGAAAGAAUCUUUCAGUAUACAAAUCUUCCCGCAGAAUCAACUAAUGUCUCGGAUCCUCCUCCUCCGCCCACGUGGCCAUCUCAAGGAGGAUUAACGUUCAAGAAUGUCAGCCUAAAGUACAACGAAAACGAUCCGUGUGUCUUGAAGAACCUAAACGUGUCCAUCGAGCCUGGUUGGAAGGUCGGUGUUGUAGGACGAACUGGUGCCGGCAAAUCUUCAUUGAUCUCCGUUCUCUUCCGACUGUUCGACGAAGGUUUGAUGGGUGAAAUCAAAAUUGAUGGCCGAGACACGAGCACGGUAGAUCUGCAGGAAUUGCGCUCCAAGAUCUCCAUCAUACCUCAGGAACCAGUGCUCUUCUCCGAGAGUUUACGCUACAACCUGGACCCGUUCAAUCAGUACGACGAUGUGAAGCUGUGGGAGGUGCUUCGGAUGGUCGAGCUAAACGAAGUCAGUCUGAACCACAACGUUCUCUACGGUGGCCAGAACUUCAGCGUCGGUCAAAGGCAGCUCAUAUGCUUAGCCAGAGCGAUCUUGAGGAAUAAUCGCCUGCUCGUCCUCGACGAAGCUACGGCCAACAUCGAUUCGCACACCGAUGCCUUAAUUCAAAAUACGAUAAGAAGCAACUUUAAAGAUUGUACUGUCAUCACGGUAGCGCAUCGUUUGAACACAAUUAUAGAUAGUGACCGUAUCAUCGUGAUGGAAAACGGAUACAUCGUGGAAUUUGGCUGUCCAUAUGAAUUAUUGCAUGACAAACCAGACGGCUACUUCAAACAAAUGGUCGCGAAGACAGGGAAUGAAAUGGCGCAGAAUCUUUUGGAACAGGCGAAAAAAGCCUGUCAGAAAAACAAUAAUCGAAAUUUGGAUCUGUCGGAGCAAAGUUCCAGCGAGAACGAUAUUAUAAUCACAGAACAAUCCAAACUGUAGAUUUAUUCGUAUACUUACAUAUAACAGCGUUUUUCAUUCAACGAAACUGCAACUAUUGUGUGAGAUGAUGAGAUGAUCUACUUACCUUGGUCACUUUAGAAUUAAUAUAUAAAUCGUUACAUAUUAUUGUCAUAUCAUUAUAAGAUAAUUAUAUUAAAAGAAAUUUAUAUUAUUAUUUUCUGAUUUUUAAGCAACUUCGAAUCUAGAUCCUUCAAUUUUGAUAAAAGAAUAAAUAUCAUUUGAGGAAAUCUAAAACAUUUUAUAAUUAAU
This is a messenger RNA of Nylanderia fulva, 4817 nucleotides long. RefSeq names its product ATP-binding cassette sub-family C member 4. Gene Ontology annotation, molecular function: ABC-type transporter activity; ATP binding; ATP hydrolysis activity. Gene Ontology annotation, biological process: transmembrane transport. The record is from RefSeq and is a predicted model, not a curated record. Gene Ontology annotation, cellular component: membrane. Lineage: Eukaryota; Metazoa; Arthropoda; Insecta; Hymenoptera; Formicidae.